Messenger RNA from Cucumis melo (muskmelon), 522 nucleotides. RefSeq names its product GDSL esterase/lipase At1g71250-like. Bases 1 to 522 code for a protein of 173 amino acids. Gene Ontology annotation, molecular function: hydrolase activity, acting on ester bonds. The transcript has 2 exons. The record is from RefSeq and is a predicted model, not a curated record. NCBI's taxonomy places the organism in Eukaryota, Viridiplantae, Streptophyta, Magnoliopsida, Cucurbitales, Cucurbitaceae.
AUGGUGAUUGCCAUAAGAAACUUGCAGGAAGCUGGAGCGAGAAAGAUCGUAUGCAUGGGAAUACUGCCGUUGGGAUGCAGUCCUCGAGUGCUGUCUGAAUGGCGUGAUUCCCCUGUGGAUACGUUUGAUAAGAAGGGGUGUGUGAAAGAGAUGAAUGAAUUGAUUGGGAAGUACAAUGAAGUAAUGGGAGAGGAAAUGGUGAAGCUGAAUGCAGAGUUCGAAGAUACUCAAAUGAUAUUUUGCGACGUUUACAAAGGGAUGACGGAGAUCAUUGGAAAUCCAACUCGAUAUGGAUUCAAGGAAUCAAAGAGUGCGUGUUGUGGGGUUGGCUGGUAUAAUGCAAGCGCAGUAGGAUGUGUGGCAAUGGAGAUAGCGUGCAGGGAUGUUAGGAGAUAUGUGUGGUGGGAUUUGUACAAUCCCACGGGAGUUGUAAAUUCUUUGCUUGCGGAUUCAGCAUGGAGGAAUCAACCCUUCUCCACAAUCUGCCAUCCAUCCACUGUUCAAGAUUUACUACUCACAUGA